AUAUAUAUGCCCUUAUAGAGUUUAACACAUUGGGUCCACCUCCAGGGCACAGGCUGUAGCUCAUUCUGACCGCUGCUCCUCUCCCAGGAAUCACUUUUAAGGGUUUUGCAGGGUUUUUUUGGGGGAACCUUUACUUUCAAGCUUAAGCAACACAAAAUGGCACCGAAGAAGGACGUAAAGAAGCCAGCAGCAGCCGCAGCACCAGCACCCGCGCCAGCACCAGCACCCGCACCAGCAGCACCCAAACAACCUGCAAUAGACCUCAAGAGCAUCAAGAUCGAGUUCUCCAAGGAGCAACAGGAUGACUUCAAGGAGGCCUUCCUCCUCUUUGACAGGACUGGUGAUGCCAAGAUCACCCUGAGCCAGGUUGGUGAUAUCAUCCGGGCACUGGGACAGAACCCUACAAAUGCCGAGAUCAACAAGAUCCUGGGCAACCCCAGCAAAGAGGAGAUGAAUGCCAAGAAAAUCACUUUUGAGGAGUUCCUGCCCAUGUUGCAAGCAGCUGCUAACAACAAGGAGCAGGGUACCUAUGAAGACUUCGUUGAAGGUCUGCGUGUCUUUGACAAGGAAGGCAAUGGCACAGUCAUGGGGGCUGAGCUCCGCCACGUACUGGCUACGCUGGGUGAGAGGAUGACAGAAGAGGAAGUAGAUGAACUCAUGAAAGGUCAGGAAGACUCCAAUGGCUGCAUCAACUAUGAGGCAUUUGUAAAGCACAUCUUGUCUGUCUAAGUGGACUUCCCCAGAUGCCAAAAGGACAAGCCAAAUUCAGGAAGACCAGAUGGCACUCAAGAUCUGCCUGAAAUUCUUGCUCAGUCUGUCACCAUCAACAUGGAAAUGGCAUAGAACUGGAUGAUACGUGCCUCUGACCCCACCAGUUUUACCUAUCCAUCCAUAGGUAUCACCUCUGGGUCACUAUACUUCGAUUUAAAAACCAUGAACUUUUACCAAGGCAAGCUCGAUGGAAUAAAACAGGAUCCAAUCAUCCCGAGCAUCUCUUUCCAUGUUGUUUGCAUUGAAACGAUGGAAUCUCUUGGAAAAAAUAAAGCAUCAGUAAAUCCCUGUGGUCA
Nestor notabilis (Kea) is the source of this 1067-nucleotide messenger RNA. RefSeq names its product myosin, light chain 1, alkali; skeletal, fast (gene MYL1). The record is from RefSeq and is a predicted model, not a curated record. Gene Ontology annotation, molecular function: calcium ion binding. Bases 157 to 729 code for a protein of 190 amino acids. The transcript has 7 exons. Gene Ontology annotation, cellular component: contractile muscle fiber; myosin II complex. NCBI's taxonomy places the organism in Eukaryota, Metazoa, Chordata, Aves, Psittaciformes, Psittacidae.